AUGAGUAGUAUAGAUGUUUCAAACAGGCACGAUGUAGAGGUCACUAUAGCUAUAGCGUCUACUAUAAUAUAUGCUGUAUUACUUUUUCUGGGGAGUAUUAUUUUAUUUCUCUGGGGAAGUAAAAAUACCUUUUUUUUGUCCCACAAGAGUAGUAGGGGUUUUUGGUUUCUCUUUGUCUUUUCUCUUAUACCGACUGUACUAUUUCUUGGCAUUAUAGGUCCAUGGAUUUGCGUGGCCUACAAUUCUCUUUCAGGAGCUGUGGUGUUUCUUAUUGUUCCAGGGGUGUUGCUUUUUCUGUUGAUAUUGUCGUGGUGUGCGCUGCAGUCGGAAACUAACAUAACAACAAACGGGACUCUUGACCUUGAUAAUUUAUAG
Messenger RNA from Trypanosoma theileri, 375 nucleotides. RefSeq lists its product as uncharacterized. The record is from RefSeq and is a predicted model, not a curated record. NCBI's taxonomy places the organism in Eukaryota, Euglenozoa, Kinetoplastea, Trypanosomatida, Trypanosomatidae. The transcript has a single exon. Bases 1 to 375 code for a protein of 124 amino acids.